CAAGAAAAAGAUCCUUUUCGAUGCAAUUUUUGGGUAGGUGGACUUUCUUUCUGUUUUAGGGAAAAUCCCAGACGGGGAAGCAUUUGUUAUGGUGGAUCGAAUGAAAAACGAAACUACGGUACAAGUGUUUUGUCUUUAUGCCCGAGUUCAAGUUUUUUGUUUCUUAUAGUAUUCUUCGCAUCGAACUAGUUGUCCAAGAAAUAUACCUGACUUCCGAAGAUGUUGCCUUUCACCGCCCCGGUCCUUCUUGGCGCGCUAGCGCUUACAAUUACGCUGCUCAUCGUGAUUCCGCGCCUGUGCGCCGCGCGGUUCUACGACUUUUUGAUAAUCCGGAUGACGCGCGUUUGGUACAAAGAGGUGCUUUCCCGAGUAAACGACGGCGAUCACGUCUUGGACAUCGGUGUUGGCACCGCCACGGCUCUGCUCCGGAACAAGGAACUAUUGGAGAAAAAGAAACUGCAAGUUUUCGGUGUUGACUACGAUCAAGCGUACAUUGAUUUGGGGAAACAGCAGCUCCUAGCGACGAAAACGUCGAACCAGGUGCAGCUCACCUGCAGAUCGAUUUACGACGUCGCGGGCGUUCUGUCGGACUUCGCAGCAAGUUCUGGUUGCAAGUCCGGGGACCAGCACGACUCAGGAACGAAGAAGAACACCGGUUCAUCGAUUGCGUCUUCCCCUGGGAUGAAUAAAAAGGUAAUAAUGAAAGACCAAGUAGACGCUAGCCCAGCACUUUCUUCGCCCUCAACCGCCGCUCCCGAUGGCGAAACUUUGGAGCAAGACUACGAUGAAUACAAAAACAAGUUCGACGCGGCUUAUUUCAGCGGCAGCUUCACCCUGCUUCCGGACCCGGUGGCGGCGUUGCAUUUGGCGAGAGACGCUUUCGUGAAGAAAAACGGGAGGAUUUUCAUCACGCAAACGUUUCAAAAGCAGCGUUCGCCGAUGACCGCUUUGUUAAAACCCUUGUUGAAGUACGUGACGACCAUUGAUUUCGGGACUUUGACGUACGAGUCCGAUUUGGAAAACAUUUUGGAGAAAGCCGGAUUGCCAAUUCUGUACAAUGAGCCAAUCCCGAACUCGAUCGACACGCGGUUUCAAGUCGCAAAAAUCAUCUGUCUCGACUGCGGAGAUAGAACGGGGAAAGGGGCGGGUGCGGCGAGGGGGUAGUCGUGAACUACGUGUUUUGGCUUGAUGGUUGGCAGCGUCUGUGUGAGAGGUGCUCCUUGCUGGUGCACCUCGUCGCUUGUUUUAUUAUAGCGAAACGGAGAGGGAAAACGAAAAUAAAAAUUGGAAGAAGCGAAAACAAGCAACGGCUUAGCGAUCUUUGAAAAGCAAACGAAUGGGAAACAUGGAGCAUGAU
This is a messenger RNA of Amoebophrya sp. A120, 1357 nucleotides long. The record is from the annotation of a GenBank genome assembly. Lineage: Eukaryota; Dinophyceae; Syndiniales; Amoebophryaceae.